Molecule: messenger RNA, 1350 nt
Organism: Peronospora farinosa
Lineage: Eukaryota; Oomycota; Peronosporomycetes; Peronosporales; Peronosporaceae
Source: the annotation of a GenBank genome assembly
AUGAAAGAAGGAGUGGAUACGCAAAAACACGCACGUCCCGACGCAGAAAAAGAUAGUGUUGUCAAAUCAACUGAAACGACGAAAGAAAUGACAGGGGAACACGAACCAGUGCAACCAGUCGCAGAAGAAAAUGUUGUGGAACCAAAGAGUGGUGAAAAUGCUGAAAUACAUGCUGGUGAAGGAGAAAACGAUGCCGCUAGCUUGCGGGCUUCAGCUACGACUGAAGAAGGCAACGUUGGAAAGAAAUCGCCGACCUUUUUUAAAAAGUCACGUCAAGCUCUCAACAACAAAAUUAACAGUGCAUUAAGCAUAUUCAAUCGCAAGAAGAAGCCGGUGCAAACUACGAAUUCUGCCGACACUUUAACUGAAACGACGAAAGAAAUGACAGGGGAACACGAACCAGUGCAACCAGUCGCAGAAGAAAAUGUUGUGGAACCAAAGAGUGGUGAAAAUGCUGAAAUACAUGCUGGUGAAGGAGAAAACGAUGCCGCUAGCUUGCGGGCUUCAGCUACGACUGAAGAAGGCAACGUUGGAAAGAAAUCGCCGACCUUUUUUAAAAAGUCACGUCAAGCUCUCAACAACAAAAUUAACAGUGCAUUAAGCAUAUUCAAUCGCAAGACGAAGCCAUUGCCAACUACAAAUUCUGCCGACUCUCGACCACCACUUGCUAAAGGAGAAAAUGAUGCUACAAACACGAAUGUUAUCUCCGAUGCGACCACAACUGAAGUGACAGGGAAACAAGAUCCCUUACAUGCCAUUACAGAAAAAGACAAUGUAGUCGCUGAUGGGAAUGCUGCUAAUAUCGAAAGAGAUAACGUCGUUGUGUCUGGAAAACCAGGAAGAAGUAUUCAAAAGAUGAUGAAGAAAGCCCAGCUGGCUUUAGUGCAGAAGAUGAUUAACGGGAAAAAAUACGCCAAAAAAUUAUUGAAACAACGAAAGAGUGGUGCAAAUGAUAAAGUACUUGCUGGUGAAGGAGCAAAUGAUGUCGCCAACGCGGCCCAAGGUGGAGAAAGUGACAUUUCUCGCUUGGUCAGCGAAAAUGGGGAUGACGCUGGUGGCGCAGGUAUAGAUGAUCCAGUUUUGAUGGUAACAAAGGCGCAAAGAGAAAGAGAUAUUGUAAAACUGACGGAGUCAGUUCAGAAGUUGAUCGGUCACCAGAAGUUAAAGACAGCUUUAGAGAAUGGACGUUAUAUGCAUCCUAAAACCGACGAAGGUAAAGUACAUGAAUUUUCUAACAGGAUCGAGGAAGGAGCAAAGAAAGAGGAUCAGCCACAUGACACCAGAACCUCCACCACGACCCUAGUAGACAACGCUGAUGUGCUUACGAAUGCUGGCGAUUCAGUCAAGUAA